Molecule: messenger RNA, 1998 nt
Organism: Recurvomyces mirabilis
Lineage: Eukaryota; Fungi; Ascomycota; Dothideomycetes; Mycosphaerellales; Teratosphaeriaceae
Gene: rec8
Product: R8 protein
Exons: 4
Coding region: 1-1998 (665 amino acids)
Biological process (GO): mitotic sister chromatid cohesion
Cellular component (GO): mitotic cohesin complex
Molecular function (GO): protein binding; chromatin binding
Source: RefSeq, a predicted model, not a curated record
AUGUUCUACUCUCACGAAGUCCUCACGAGCCGCAAAUAUGGCGUGGCAACAGUCUGGCUCGUCGCGACCUUAGGCUCAAAGUCCACACACAAACGCGUCUCCCGCAAAGCCAUCCUAGACGUGGACGUGCAGAGAGCAUGUGGGACGAUCAUUGAGCCUGAUGCGCCCAUGGCAUUGAGGCUGCAGAGCAACCUGCUCUAUGGCGUGGCACGCGUCUACUCACAGCAGUGUGGAUAUGUGCUUGCCGACGCAGAGACGGCGAAGAACAACAUGCGUGCUAUGUUCAAGGCUUUGCAGAGUAGUGGGCUUGAGCCUGAAGGGCAGCAUAAGGGACGUGCCGACCAGCUCGUGUUGCCAGACGAUCCGAACUUCCUCCUGGAUCUUAACUUGCUACCACUGGUCCCAGAUCAGCUAAAGUUCGAUCUGAGCACGAACUUAGAAGACUCCCAGCGUUCAGCCUUGUCUCCAUACAACUCACAGCUUACAAGCGAUUCUCGUCAGACGUUACCAGGCAUCGAGAUUCCCGGCCGCUCCAGCUCACUCAUAGGUGGUCCAGUCGGUGGCAACAGCGGCAGUUUCAGCAUCCGCGGCAAUUCUGGUGCUGGCCGGCGUGCACCAAUGCUUCUGGAGGACGAUCUUGGCUUCGUCAUUGACGCUGAUGGCACAAUGCACUUCAGUGAUGCGCCUGUCAGGCAGUCUGCUGGCUCGAUCAGCGCCGGCUCGGGCAGACGUGGACUCGACGACGGCGGUCAGAAUCAGGAGAUGCCUUAUCGCCCAGAUGACGAUGGCUUUAUGCCUGUGCUGGACGACGACUUCCAGCUAGGCCCUAAUGUUCAGCCAUUCUCACAUCGUACAAAUGAGGAAAGUCGUGAGCAAGAGGUAUCAUCCGAAACGGUGACUGCCGUAGCUCCUGCUCGUCAUCGAAGAAGACCGGAAGCAAAAGUACUGAUGCCCGACCUAACGAUGGAGUUGCGCAAUGGUGAUCUCGCCAGCUGGAAUACUGAUUACGUCGCCAACAUGCACGACGCAAUGCGUCAGAAGCACGCUGCAAGAGCUCUUGUUAUCGCGAAGGAGAACGCUAAAAUGUGGGUGCUGGGUGCUGCGGAUUUUGGCGCUUUCAACCAGAGUGAUAUGCUCAUGCGUGGACCGCUCGGGAUGUUCUCUGGCGCCAAGCUCCUCGAAGCUCUUACCGGCUUCGACGUUCUCGGGGCUGGUGGGAAGCGAGGCAGGAAUGCUCAAGAUGAAGGCGAUCAAGGUGCACGCAAGCGGUCCCGAGACCAGGAGCCUUCAUCGGACGAGCAGGGCCGUGGUAUAUUCUUGAACGACGACGGGUACGUUCCCAUGUUUGGCGAUGACUACACCGGCGUCGAACAAGGUCGAGAAGCACCCACUCCACUCGAUGACCGCCGAAUCUCGUCCUUAUUCCCAUGGAACCAGAGCAUCGGCACCAGACGCCCCACGGGUCACUUCACCUCUGCUUCUCUGGCUGGAUCCGGCCAAGCUGGCGCACUCAGUCGCCGCGGUAGCAAGUUGCUGUCGGCUUCGCCAUUGACGGGCCGUGGUCCGCCUGGCGCCGCUCUCGAAGACCUCCAACAAACUCUCUAUAGCGAUCAAGCUGGCGGUGAGGACGUGAUCAUGAAUGGUCUCGACGACUUUGAGUUGUACGGUCCUGCUGCACAAGUCGAUACUCAGACAGCAGCUCAGUCGCAAUGGCAACGCCCGAUUCUCGACGGUGAAAGUAUCAACUUCCUCGGCUUCGUGCAAGCGGCUAUAGUCGAAGCCGACAAUGCUCAUGAUGCUGCCAGCCCAGGCGAUGAAGAGGAUAAAGUCCUCAAAGGCAGUGUCAACUUUGAGACUCUCUUGCCACCGGGGAGCAAUACUCAUAUAGUCGCUGCACAGGGUCUGCUCUAUGUGCUGGCGCUCGGCACGAAGAACCUGCUGCAGGUCGAGCAGGAUGAGGCUUUCGGUGCCAUCAUCAUGCGUGAGAUUGGCGUCUGA